AUGGAAGAGAGCAACGCAAGGAGCAAGUUCAAGAGGAUUUGUGUGUUCUGUGGAAGCAACUCUGGCCGCAGAAAAGUAUUCAGUGAUGCUGCUCUUGAGUUGGGCAAUGAACUGGUCAAGAGGAAGAUAGAUUUGGUGUAUGGUGGGGGGAGUGUCGGGUUGAUGGGUUUAAUAUCCCAGACAGUGUACGAUGGAGGUUGCCAUGUUCUUGGGGUCAUUCCAAAAGCUCUCAUGCCUCUUGAGAUAUCUGGUCCAACUGUUGGAGAAGUAAGAACAGUUACAGACAUGCACGAGCGUAAGGCUUCUAUGGCUCAAGAAGCUGAUGCCUUUAUUGCUCUUCCUGGAGGAUAUGGAACUAUGGAAGAGCUGUUGGAGAUAAUAACAUGGGCCCAACUUGGGAUUCAUAUGAAGCCGGUUGGUUUGCUUAAUGUUGAUGGGUACUAUAAUUCCUUGCUGGCACUAUUUGACAAUGGUGUUGAAGAAGGUUUCAUCAAGCCAUGUGCUCGGCAUAUAGUUGUCUCUGCUCCAACAGCCGAAGAACUUGUUGUGAAGAUGGAGCAAUACACUCCUUCCCAUGAACAUGUUGCUUCUCAUGAAAGCUGGCAAAUGGAGCAACUUGAUAACUCUCAAGCCAAGAAAACGCAAGGUGAAGCUGUUAUUGGUGAUAGUGCCAGGGGAGAUGGUCCUACAAUACAGAGGCUUCAUUGGAUUCGGUAG
Molecule: messenger RNA, 717 nt
Organism: Prunus armeniaca (apricot)
Lineage: Eukaryota; Viridiplantae; Streptophyta; Magnoliopsida; Rosales; Rosaceae
Source: the annotation of a GenBank genome assembly